AUGAACGUUCUCUUCGGUAUCAUCCGGAAACUUGGCCACAAGAGAUCGCUCUCUGAUUCUGAAUUAAGCAGAAUUUCGAAUGGUUUGUCUUAUCUGACGCAAGCCGGUUUUAAGGUAGAAUGGUUGUGGUCAAAGCUUGAGAUGGCUGACUUAGGGAGGAAGAAACGUGAUGCUUGUCAAGCUCGGAUUCUGGAACUCAAACAAGAAGUCAAGAAACUUGAGCGUGCCAUGUCUGGUCUCAAAGCUGAUUUGAAAAACGAGAAGGUUAAGUUGAAUCAUAGUUCGUUUAGAAAUUUUUUAGGAGUUGCUUCUGCCUAA
Messenger RNA from Eruca vesicaria subsp. sativa (arugula), 318 nucleotides. The record is from the annotation of a GenBank genome assembly. Lineage: Eukaryota; Viridiplantae; Streptophyta; Magnoliopsida; Brassicales; Brassicaceae.